Nanorana parkeri is the source of this 1206-nucleotide messenger RNA. It is a transcript of the gene METRN, whose product is annotated as meteorin, glial cell differentiation regulator. Gene Ontology annotation, biological process: glial cell differentiation; positive regulation of axonogenesis. The record is from RefSeq and is a predicted model, not a curated record. The transcript is spliced from 4 exons. The coding region runs from base 249 to 1148 and encodes 299 amino acids. Gene Ontology annotation, molecular function: hormone activity. Lineage: Eukaryota; Metazoa; Chordata; Amphibia; Anura; Dicroglossidae.
CUAUGGUUACUUCUCACCCCCUCCUUCCCUUACACUGUGUGUCCUGUCCAAGGAUUUCCCAGAGCUAGGGUUGGAGUGGAGGUAUUCUGGACAUGUAGGGGGGGUCUCAUCAUUUUAAGAGCUGGAUUUUCCCAUGGAUGCUGAACAUUUAGAGGGACUGUGUAGACUGUGUAGAGGGGAGUCCAACUGAAGUCACCAGAGCUGCUGCCGGCCAUGAGCUUCAUCUACUGAGCUUGGAGAAAGUUUUUAUGAAGAUGCUCAACCUCCUUCUGUGGAUCUCCUUACUUGUUGGGACCCUGAACCCCGUCCACUGCGGCUCCCCGGAGAACCAGUGCAACUGGAGAGGAAGUGGUCUGUCCCUGGAACCCAGAUCUGUGGAGCAAGUCUUGUUGCACUGCGCGGAGGGAACAGUAGAAUGGAUGUAUCCAACUGGAGCUCUACGCCUCAGCCUGGUACCCCGACAGCCUUUGGCCUCCCCGGGGUCUGGGCCCAGGCGCUUCACAGCCUGCAUCAAGCCGGUGGCCACGUUCCGAGGGGCGCAGCUGUACUUGGAGAAGGAAGGGGUGCUGGAGCUACUGCUGUCGGAGACUGGGCCAUCACCGCGUUCCAGGGUCCAGUGCUUCAGCUGGCAGCCCCACCAGAAGGUAGCGCUGUUUCUACAAGCCACCCCUCACCAGGACAUUAGCCGACGCAUCGCUUCUUUCCGAUAUGAGUUUAGAAGUGACUGGGAUGGACAGUUAGCUCUCCCUCUCAACAAGCUGAGCACAGAAGGUGCCUGCCGCCCUUGUAACGACACAGAAAUCCUUAUGGCUGUCUGCACUAGUGACUUUGUUGUGCGUGGCAACAUCCGAACGGUGCUCAAUGAUGAGGACAUGCAAGAAUCUGUCAUCGCAGUCAGCGCCACGAGGGUCUUUCGCCAGAAGUUCACAUUGUUUCAGGCCCGAGGACACUCUGUAAAAUCACUUGGAAAUAUUAAGACACCUCUCAGCUGCGGGGUUCGGCCAGGACCAGGCAGCUUUCUGUUUAUGGGAUGGGUACACUUUGGUGACGCCUGGCUAGGCUGUGCCCCUCGCUACAAGGACUUCAAGAGGGUAUAUGAAACAGCAAAGGAGACCCAUGAAAACCCAUGUGAGAUAGCACUAGACUGAGGUUACUAUGACAAUUCGGGACAUUGUUUGAUCUCAACAGAAAGGAAGGAAUAAAUAU